Molecule: messenger RNA, 246 nt
Organism: Penicillium verhagenii
Lineage: Eukaryota; Fungi; Ascomycota; Eurotiomycetes; Eurotiales; Aspergillaceae
Exons: 2
Coding region: 1-246 (81 amino acids)
Source: RefSeq, a predicted model, not a curated record
AUGCUGCUGACGAGAAGUCGAUUUGAGCUUCCAAAAAUCCAUGCCCAUUUUAUUGGCGAAUCGAAAAAUCCAGAGAAUUUGGUCACCGAUGGUAUCAAUUUCGCCCGGGAACUCACUGUGCUAGGUGUGGGGAUCUAUAAAGAGGACGCCAUCAUUGUGUACGGUUACCCGUCGGAAUGGCAUGCAAACUCUGCUGGCUUUGGCCUCGAGAAUGCCAUCGUUCUGAACGCGGGUGAUGCGUCAUGA